This is a messenger RNA of Clunio marinus, 645 nucleotides long. NCBI's taxonomy places the organism in Eukaryota, Metazoa, Arthropoda, Insecta, Diptera, Chironomidae. The record is from the annotation of a GenBank genome assembly.
AUGGAAUUAGAUAAAUUUAGAGUAGAAUCAAUGCCACCUUCUUGUUAUUAUAUACCUGAAUUCAUCACAGAAUCAGAAGAGAAAUUACUUCUACAUAAUAUUGAGAGAACAUCAGUAGUUCGAUGGACAAAGCUAAAAAAUCGGCGAUUAAUUAAUUAUGGUGGAAUUCCAACUCAAAAAGGAAUGAUUGCUGAAGAUAUUCCAUCGUAUUUACAAUCAUAUCUCGAUAAAGUGAAUAGUUUGAAGAUAUUUGGUGAUGUUGAAGCAAAUCAUAUAUUGUUAAAUGAAUACACUGCUGGUCAAGGAAUCAUGCCGCAUUUUGAUGGACCGCUUUUCUAUCCAACAAUUACAACAGUUUCCAUUGGAUCCCAUACAAUUCUAGAGUUCUAUCAAUCUCAAGAUAUGACUCGUGAUGUUUGCUUUAAAGUUCUUGUCGAACCUCGCAGUUUAUUAAUUCUUAAAGAUGAACUUUACAGUUGUUACAUGCAUGCAAUAUCUGAAGUUGAUGAAGACGACAUUUCAGAUGUUCUAAUCAAAAACAAGCGAUCAUCGGAGCAAGAAAUCUGUAAACGCGGAACUCGUUAUUCCUUGACAAUCAGAAAUGUCCCGAAAACUACAAAAUUUAAAUUAAAAUUAGGCAAAUAA